UGUCAGUUGAGGUCAGUUUUUGACCUUUCUGCCUCAUCCACACCACAAUACAAUGGAAAUUAAUGAAACUUAGCUCGUGGUGCUCACAGCAUUGGAAAAAUGAAGGUUCAACUCGCUGCUGUCUAACUGUCGUACGGUUUUUAUGCGGACUAUUUCUUUUCCUUAGAGUUCUAAUGAAAACUGCUUACAGUUAUUACUGGGUAUCAAAGUUUCAGUAUUUAGCAUCUAUCACUCACAGUACAGUGACGGAGACGUAUCAGCUGUGGUGACGCUGUUUGAGUUUCUCAGCAUCCCCCGCCACACCCUCCUCAGAGUGCAGCAGCAGCAGCCGCAGCAGCAGCAGCAUGAUGCGAGUGGCCCUGCUAGUUUUGGCUCUCACAGCAGUCUGCAAUGGCAUCCUCCCUGAGAUAGUGGACUCGGGCAUCAGUCACAUCCUGGAGGACAAUUCCGCCCAGGGACAAACUGAGCUGGACCGCAUGUUUGUGGAAGUGGAGCAACUGCCAGAGGAUCCGCAGCAAAAGCCUGACGAUGCGUUUCACCAAAAGAGCAACGAGAGCAUCUCUGCUUCUGAUAAUGUGAUUGAUAAUGAAUCUGUCCACACCUCAGGAGACCAGGAGACAAACAACAUUACUACAGCCGUCCAGUCCAGUGACCUGGGGAACGAUAUUGAUCAUGGAUGCAUCACUGACGAGGACUGUGGGAAGGGAAGGUAUUGCCUUUAUGACACGCACAACUCCAAGUGUCUGCCUUGCAAAGCAAUCGAUGUGUCCUGUACUAAGGAUACAGAGUGCUGCGGUGAACAGCUGUGCAUAUGGGGUCAGUGCAGUCAAAAUGCAACAAAAGGAGAGGCUGGCAGCACCUGUCAAUACCAGACUGACUGCAACCCAGACCUCUGCUGUGCUCUCCAUAAAGCCCUGCACUUCUCUGUCUGCUUGGCUAAGCCCAUUGAGCGUGAGCGCUGCUUUGGUGCCUCCAACCACCUGCUAGAGCUGUUGUCCUGGGACAUAGGGGACAAGGGACCCAGGAAGCAUUGCCCCUGUGCAGGAGACCUCCACUGCCAGCACCUGGGACGAGGGUCCAUGUGCCUUAAAGGAGAAGACUCAAGUGAAGAGGACCUGACAGACACUCUGUACUCAGAGAUAGACUAUAUAAUCUAGACAUAGCUUGAUUUGAUUCACAUUGCAGUGUAAACAACUAGACAAGGGUCUCCACUGACUCUAGCAGCUAGCAGUCAUAGCACUUUCUGUUUGCCAUCUUUAUCCAAAGUGGUAAAGCUAUACAGCAUGGGAAAUGGAUGAAAGUAUAUUUAUUUUGUUUGCUUUAAUUGAGAUCUGAGGUUUACAAACCUUAAAGGUUUCUGAAAAUGUAGAUAUAAAAGUCACAAACGAAAAACAGGAAUCACUAUAUUUGCAAAGUCCUGUGUUGAUACUAAACACUGGUUUCUUGACUAUUUGCUGCAUCUCUACAUUGCAUUGUAACACUAACCCAUAUCUCAUGCUAAUCCCAGCCAUAGCAUUAACCGCAACACACUGAAUGUAACUCUAGAUACUGAAUAGCUGUAGACUACUCACCUCACUGUUUAAAACUGAGACCAAAAUCAAAGUUUCAUUUGAGCCACCCAGUUUGCAGUCUCACUGCAUUUACUGUGCACUAAGAAGAAGAAGAAACCAGAUAUAAUCAUGCUUCAUGUACUGUAUGACUAACAAAACAGUAUCACAGAAGCAGGCAAUAAUAAAUCAUGUUUGGGUUACCAAGAA
This is a messenger RNA of Siniperca chuatsi (mandarin fish), 1757 nucleotides long. It is a transcript of the gene dkk3a, whose product is annotated as dickkopf WNT signaling pathway inhibitor 3a. The record is from RefSeq and is a predicted model, not a curated record. The transcript has 8 exons. Lineage: Eukaryota; Metazoa; Chordata; Actinopteri; Centrarchiformes; Sinipercidae. Gene Ontology annotation, molecular function: receptor antagonist activity; co-receptor binding. Gene Ontology annotation, biological process: negative regulation of canonical Wnt signaling pathway; multicellular organism development. Bases 345 to 1157 code for a protein of 270 amino acids. Gene Ontology annotation, cellular component: extracellular region.